GCCUCUCAGUCUAAACAUGAAGGCUGAUACUUGGAGUUUGCGAGAAGAUGGGCGCGAAGAUGGAAGAAAAGCGUUGUUAGACUUCCGGGUAUUCACGGAAUCACGGAUAGUGCCUGACUUAUAGCUGAGACGUGAUUAGUCAGAACAACGUCAGACCAUAUUAGAGUGGAGCAGGUCUGAUUUAGUCACGAUUGAUUGAAUUGUCAUCGUGAACACUGGGCCGAACUCCCACUUCCAGGGCCCCAGGACUUCGUCAAUACAUCUUCUGCAUAACCACGCUUCCGAUGAACGCCAGCCGCAGUCCGACGAGUCUUUCUUUGCUCCCCGCCUGAUCGCACGAGAUGAACGCACCUCGUUUCCUCGCCCGCGUGGCCGCGCGCGCACCCUGCUGCCGCCGUCCACUCUUCGCCACACCCAUCUCGUCCUUCCACAGCUACCCGCUCCCUGCGCAGACGACCACGCCACCCCGCAACGACGACGUGCCCGAGACGUCCAUCUCGUCGCCCUCCCAGCAGCAGCAGCCGCCGUCGCAGCAAUCGCCACCUCUCCCCAAAGUCCACGAGACACGGCCUCUCAAGCAGCAGCCGCCCGCACCCACGUCCAAGACAGAGACCGAGACGGAGGCACAGAAGCCCAAGCCCCGGAAGCGACCCACGCUGCGCCCGCGAAAGGCCGCCAUGACGCUGACGCCCUCGGCGGUGGAGCACCUGCGCGAGCUGCUCGACCAGCCGGAGCCCAAGCUGAUCAAGGUCGGCGUGCGCAACCGGGGCUGCAGCGGGCUCGCGUACCACCUCGAGUACGUGGACAAGCCGGGCGCCUUUGACGAGGCCGUCGAGCAGGACGGCGUCAAGGUGCUGAUCGACAGCAAGGCCCUCUUUAGCAUCAUCGGCAGCGAGAUGGAUUGGGCCGAGGACAAGCUGAACCAGCGCUUUGUGUUCCGGAACCCGAAUAUCAAGGAGGAAUGCGGGUGCGGCGAGUCUUUCAUGGUGUAGACGGGUGCUGGACUGGCAUACAUCAUCAGCAUGGAGAGCAAGCGAGCAUCGACCAUGACUACAUUGAACCAUGACCACAUUGAUUGCAUUGUACGGCGUUAGGCUGGGAGCGGCACAGAUCCGCGCGUGGGUAUAUCACGAUUUGUCCACUGAUUGUAUUACUCGUUAUAUAUUCGAUGAUAUAUAGACUUGGUGCACCACUUUUCAGCCCGAUGAAUACAUGCGGGCCGACAGUCACUGCGUAGCUGUAUUUUGUAAAACGCAACAUGUACAGACUAUAGUAUACUGCUGGCA
Molecule: messenger RNA, 1286 nt
Organism: Emericellopsis atlantica
Lineage: Eukaryota; Fungi; Ascomycota; Sordariomycetes; Hypocreales; Bionectriaceae
Exons: 2
Coding region: 342-992 (216 amino acids)
Biological process (GO): iron-sulfur cluster assembly
Cellular component (GO): cytoplasm; mitochondrion
Molecular function (GO): 2 iron, 2 sulfur cluster binding
Source: RefSeq, a predicted model, not a curated record